Molecule: messenger RNA, 953 nt
Organism: Drosophila arizonae
Lineage: Eukaryota; Metazoa; Arthropoda; Insecta; Diptera; Drosophilidae
Product: THUMP domain-containing protein 1 homolog
Biological process (GO): tRNA modification
Molecular function (GO): RNA binding
Source: RefSeq, a predicted model, not a curated record
CGCCGUCUACAAAUACUCGUUGAACGUGACAUGGAACCGGCUAUAAAGAAAUCAAAAAUGGUUAAUAAUAAAUUCAAGCAUGGCAAAAAGAAGUAUUUUCAGCAAAGCAAGAAACAAGUGUUACAGCCAGGACAACGUGGGUUUCUUGUCACUUGCAACAUGAACGAAAAGGCAUGUGUGCGCGAAUGCUACAAUUUGCUUAACCAUUAUGCUGAUGAACUGUACGGCCCGGAGAUGCAACCAGAUGAAAGCAAACAGGCGGCAAGCACAGAAGCAGGAGGAGAGUCCGACAGCGACGAUUUGGACGCAGCUGUAGCCAAAUGCCGUGAGAUGAUUGCGCAAAGAAAACAACGCUUCCAAAACGUGGACACGGGCACUACAAACUGUUUAUUUAUACGCACUCAGCUGGAUGAUCCAGUGGCACUUGGCAAGCACAUAGUCAACGACAUUAAAGCUACGGGUAAAGCCAUGUCUCGCUUUGUGCUGCGUCUGGUGCCUAUCGAAUCCGUCUGUCGCGCCAAUAUGCCAGAUAUUAUCAACGCAGCUGGAGCACUCUUCGACAAGCACUUUCUCAAGGAGGCAACCACAUAUGGCAUCAUAUUCAAUCAUCGCUACAAUCAGCAAAUCAAACGUGAUACCAUAAUCAAGGAACUAGCCGACUUGGUCAACUCGAAGAACGUAGGCAACAAAGUUGAUUUGCAUAAUGCCAAAAAGUCAAUCAUUGUCGAGGUGCUGAGAGGCUGGUGCCUGUUGAGCGUCGUGGACAACUAUUUAGAAUUUAAGAAAUAUAAUUUAGCCGAGCUGGCAAAUGUCAAUGGGCAGAAGACAAAUGACGUCGGCGAUUCCAAGGCAACUGAAACUGCUGAGCAGGAGACGGAGAGUACUACGAAAUCCAUUGAGAAUACUGUGGCCGCUGUUGAGAACUAAUAAAAUUUACUAUUAAUUUUGUUAAA